Messenger RNA from Oncorhynchus masou masou (cherry salmon), 1584 nucleotides. RefSeq lists its product as uncharacterized. NCBI's taxonomy places the organism in Eukaryota, Metazoa, Chordata, Actinopteri, Salmoniformes, Salmonidae. The record is from RefSeq and is a predicted model, not a curated record. Bases 1 to 1584 code for a protein of 527 amino acids. The transcript has a single exon.
AUGAUAUCCCAGCCACCACAGAACCGCCAACCCCGCCUCCACAGAAACCCCAACCCAGCCGCCACAGAACCCCCAACCCAGCCGCCACAGAACCCCCAACCCCGCCGCCACAGAACCCCCAACCCAGCCGCCACAGAACCCCCAACCCAGCCGCCACAGAACCCCCCAACCCAGCCGCCGCAGAACCACCAACCCAGCCGCCGCAGAACCCCCAACCCAGCCGCCGCAGAACCACCAACCCAGCCGCCACAGAACCCCCAACCCAGCCGCCACAGAACCACCAACCCAGCCGCCACAGAACCCCCAACCCAGCCGCCACAGAACCACCAACCCCGCCGCCACAGAACCCCCAACCCAGCCGCCACAGAACCCCCAACCCAGCCGCCACAGAACCCCCAACCCCGCCGCCACAGAACCCCCAACCAAGCUGUCACAGAACCCCCAACCCCGCCGCCACAGAACCCCCAACCCCGCCGCCACAGAACCCCCAACCCCGCCGCCACAGAACCCCCAACCCCGCCGCCACUGAACCCCCAACCCAGCCGCCACAGAACCCCCAACCCCGCCGCCACAGAACCCCCAACCAAGCUGUCACAGAACCCCCAACCAAGCUGUCACAGAACCCCCAACCCCACCGCCACAGAACCCCCAACCAAGCUGUCACAGAACCCCCAACCCAGCCGCCACAGAACCAGUUGCCACAGAACCCCCAACCCCGCCGCCAACGAACUCCCAACCCAGCUGCCACAGAACCCCCAACCAAGCUGUCACAGAACCCCCAACCCCGCCAACAUCGAACUCCCAACCAAGCUGUCACAGAACCUCCAACCCCGCCACCACAGAACCCCCAACCCAGCCGCCACAGAACCAGUUGCCACAGAACCCCCAACCCCGCCAACACCGAACUCCCAACCCAGCUGCCACAGAACCCCAAUCCAACCGCCACAGAACCCCCAACCCAGCCGCCACAGAACCCCCAACCCCGCCGCCACAGAACCCCCAACCCCGCCGCCACAGAACCCCCAACCCAGCCACCACAGAACCCCCAACCCAGCCGCCACAGAACCCCCAACCAAGCCGUCACAGAACCUCCAACCCCGCCGCCACAGAACCAGUUGCCACAGAACCCCCAACCCCGCCAACACCGAACUCCCAACCCAGCCGCCACAGAACCCCCAACCCAACCGCCACAGAUCCCCCAACCCAGCCGUCACAGAACCCCCAACCCCGCCGCCACAGAACCCCCAAACCCGCCGCCACAGAACCCCCAACCCCGCCGCCACAGAACCCCCCACCCCGCCGCCACAGAACCCCCAACCCCGCCGCCACAGAACCCCCAACCCAGCCGCCACAGAACCCCCAACCAAGCUGUCACAGAACCCCCAACCCCGCCGCCACAGAACCCCCCACCCCGCCGCCACAGAACCCCCAACCCCGCCGCCACAGAACCCCCAACCCCGCCGUCACAGAACCCCCAACCCAGCCGCCACAGAACCCCCAACCCCGCCGCCACAGAACCCCCAACCCAGCCGCCGCAGAACCCCCAACCCAGCCGCCGCAGAACCCCCAACCCAGCCGCCAUAG